Pectinophora gossypiella (pink bollworm) is the source of this 3276-nucleotide messenger RNA. RefSeq names its product serine/threonine-protein phosphatase 4 catalytic subunit (gene Pp4-19C). The transcript is spliced from 7 exons. The coding region runs from base 155 to 1078 and encodes 307 amino acids. NCBI's taxonomy places the organism in Eukaryota, Metazoa, Arthropoda, Insecta, Lepidoptera, Gelechiidae. The record is from RefSeq and is a predicted model, not a curated record. Gene Ontology annotation, cellular component: cytoplasm; nucleus. Gene Ontology annotation, biological process: double-strand break repair via homologous recombination; peptidyl-serine dephosphorylation. Gene Ontology annotation, molecular function: protein serine/threonine phosphatase activity.
AAAAGUUGGUAUAAUAGUCUAUGGUGUGUAUGUAUCAUGGUGGAUUGUGAUUGUUUGUAAAAUUUCGAAAAACGAUUCGUUUAAGCCAAAAACUACUUCAUACUUGUAUAAAUAUUUAUAUAGCGUCCUAACGUGGUUGAUUUAGUUGCUGAAGAUGUCUGACACGAGUGAUUUGGACCGCCAGAUCGAGCAAUUGAAGAGAUGUGAAAUUAUAAUGGAGGCAGAGGUUAAGGCCCUCUGCGCGAAGGCCCGUGAGAUACUCGUUGAGGAAAGCAAUGUCCAGCGAGUGGACUCUCCUGUUACGGUGUGUGGAGAUAUACAUGGACAGUUUUACGAUCUGAAAGAAUUAUUCAAAGUGGGUGGUGAUGUUCCAGAGACCAAUUAUUUAUUCAUGGGAGACUUUGUUGACAGAGGAUUCUAUUCUGUGGAGACAUUCUUAUUGUUACUUGCAUUGAAGGUCCGUUACCCUGACCGCAUCACACUAAUCCGAGGCAAUCACGAGUCCAGACAGAUCACACAAGUCUACGGGUUCUAUGAUGAAUGUUUACGGAAAUAUGGGUCUAUUACUGUUUGGAGAUACUGCACAGAGAUAUUCGACUACCUGUCGCUGUCGGCGAUCAUAGACGGGCGGAUAUUUUGCGUUCACGGUGGGCUGAGCCCCUCGAUACAGACGCUGGACCAGAUCCGUACCAUCGACCGCAAGCAAGAGGUGCCCCACGACGGGCCCAUGUGCGAUCUGCUGUGGAGCGACCCUGAAGACACCCAAGGCUGGGGUGUGUCGCCGCGCGGGGCGGGUUACCUGUUCGGCUCGGACGUGGUGGCUCAGUUCAACGUGUCCAACGACAUCGACAUGAUCUGCCGCGCGCACCAGCUCGUCAUGGAGGGGUACAAGUGGCAUUUCAACGAGACUGUGCUCACUGUCUGGUCCGCUCCCAACUACUGUUACCGAUGCGGCAACGUGGCUGCGAUAUUAGAACUAAACGAGAACCUGCAGCGUGAGUUCACGAUAUUCGAAGCGGCGCCGCAGGAGUCCCGGGGAGUGCCCUCUAAGAAGCCUCAGGCUGACUACUUCUUAUAAUGUUCAUAGACAAUACAUUACGUCAGCGACUAGUAUUACGGUUUUAAUGUAGUGACAAAACAUUUCAAUGUGUAAUUUAAUUGUGAUUUUAAGACUGGUAAACUAAACGGAUUGUAAGGUAAGACCUAAGCGCAAGAUACGUGCCCAUAAGUGGAACAUUUGGUUACAUAGAACAUUAUAUCUAAAGUUUAUAUGGAUGUUCGACUACUAACAAUAAAACUUAAGUUAUCUAAUCAAUAUUUUGGAAAUAACUUAGAAAUAAAAGUGAUUAAAAACUAAAAGAUUUAUCAAUAAAUUAAAAAAAGAUAUUAAACCAUUAAAAGAUUCCCAGUCGAGCUACUACCAUUGUUUUCCUUAAAUCUGGAGGCAGGGGUUCUGGAUAGUGCAUUACCUAUGUAAGCCUAUGUAGCUCUAAUGUUUGUAAACUAGAACUAAACUAAGUAAGUGUUGAUAUGUCUAUAAGCCAAUCGAGGUAUUGAAAUUGUGCCAGGUCUGUGUGUAACCAAAUGAGUCCAGCAAUGAUAGCACUGUUUGCUUUAUAAGAUAAAACUUUAGAGUUCAAAGAAUACUAUGUAUAAGUAGGUAUUGUACCAAAAUUACAACCAAAACUAGAGUUUUAUCUUGUAAAAAGAAAACUGGUAGAGAGUAAUAAAGUGAUGAUUCUGGUUUGCAUUGACAGUUGAAACUACAGGCCAGCCAAAAACAAAUUUGAAAUUUGAUGUUCUGUAGAAUAUAAGGUGCAUUUUUAAUGUUUCCCAUUACACGUUCCUGUGCAGAUUGUUCACAAACGUGCGUGUCAACGUAAUUAGGGAUACAUCAAUAGAUAAGUUCCUGAUUCAUUAGUAUGAUUAAUAGGCAAAAGUGAAAUAAAACAAAAAGUGAAAUGCGCGCGUGUGGAUAAUUUUGAUCAUUUGAAUAUACCAAUAAUUUUAUGAUUAAAUAAGUCGCGAAUGCUAUCAAACGACCAAAACCAUUAAUCCGUGCGAUGAAAAAAAAUAUUUGUUUUAAAUGUGAUGAAGAAGAACAAUGAAUAGGAUAAGUGAACCAAUUUUCGAAAUUGAUGGCAGUCUUGAUUUAUGUUAAAAGGAAGUCACUUCUAGUGAUCAAUUGUAUUGGCGCGUUGGAUUGAAUGUUUAGUGCAGUGCUCCUGCCUCCGCGUCACGGUACACGCUAUCGACGCUAGACGCGACAAAUAUCGGCAGACGAGCUGCGACCAACCGACGCUGCGUAUUUAUCGAUGUAGGCGGCGUAUAUUUAUUGGUGAAAGCCCGCGAUAUGAGCCGUAAGCGGACACCAUGCCACGGGGGCUGCAUGGAGGAUAUCGUGUGAGAGAUUACUCCGUCGGCAAUAUCUAAACUUCAGCGUAUAUUGCAGAUUUCUAUAGUAAUAAUAAGUUAUUAAAUGUUAGACAUGACCAGGCACUAAUUUUAACGCGCCGUUAGUGUACAAAUCAUACUACAUGUUUGGAUCACUGCCGUUAGUGUAAUGAAACAAAUUUUAAAUAUUACAUAAUAUAAUGCUUCAUAUUCUGACUUUAAAAACGACCAAUAAGUUAACCAAAAAGGUAACAAAGAAUGUGGUCAUUAUAAAGUUUAAAACUGAAAAAAAAUCUUUCUCAAGUGCCCUGGAUUUGUAUUGCUCAAAAUUACUUAAAGUAUAUAAAUCUGUUAUUUUAUAUUCCACUUCUAGCUGUCACAUUCUUUGAUAUCUUGUUACAUUAGGCCUAUAAUUUCGUUUUUAUAUUGUUGUAUCAAAGUCAAUAUGUUUUAGAUUGGAAAUGAUGUGAUCUCAUGAUUCUUUAGUUCCGGUCCAUUUACUUGAAUCUAAUUUGUCAUAACAGUCAUAGGUAUACAAUAAGGUUGUUUUUAUUUAUUUAUAAUGCUGUGUAUGUCGAGUUUUGUUGUUUAAUAACUGGUAUUGGAAUAACUUCAAACAUUAUGAAAGUAUUGAUAAGCUUUGAAAAUACGAAACAUUGCUUUCCCAAAUCACAUAGCAACAAUGAAACUUGGUCGGCCACAGCAUCUAGCACGUAGUUCCCUCAAUAGUCAACAAUUGUUUUGAAUCAGCUAUGAAAUCUGUUACUCGAUUAUUUUUCUUAUAUGAAAUCUAGUGACUAAUUGGCCACUCACAUGUGAAAACCAUUUUGUAAUCUUCCUUCUUUUUUUUAUACAAUUAUUAAAAUGAAAUGCCAUUGUCAA